This is a messenger RNA of Durusdinium trenchii, 1703 nucleotides long. NCBI's taxonomy places the organism in Eukaryota, Dinophyceae, Suessiales, Symbiodiniaceae. The record is from the annotation of a GenBank genome assembly.
CUCAUCUCAUUUUGACUCAUUUGGGUUGGAUUGGGAAUCUGGGUCCCAUUGGAAUGGAUUUGGACGACCGCCAGUGAGUGUGUGAAUGUCGAAUUGUCAGGCCAAGCCGCUCGGGAGCCAUGAGAUUGUCGCUUGCAGUGGGCAAUUCCUUCUUGUACGGCCAGUGCUUUUGCAGGAUCUGGAGCUGUGCUAUGCAGGCUUUUGCUCGCGCAAUGGAAUUCCCAUGGAGCGCAUUGAGUCCAAUCUGGAUGCAGGAGAAAUAUUUUUGGUGGAGCGCUCCUUCAAUGUGAUCAGUGGGCUUCGAGCACCGCUGCCGGUGCCGCUGGAAGUGGAGGCCGUAGCCACCGCAGCCCGCAAACAUCCCCGGUGCAACGUCUUCAUUGAGAAUCAGUCCUCCUGCGCCAUAGUGCCGGAGGCUCCGGUGCGAUUGCAGAAUGCCAAGACCAUGCAGGAGGAAUCUCGAGAAAGCAAAUCAUCCUCCAAGGGAGUUGCUAGACAGGCAUCAAUCAAAUCGAUGGAGACUCCACUGUUGCAAGCAAGUGAGGAAGUGUCAGAAGAAGAGGACAAGUUCAGAACACUCGUGCCCCAUCGACAAGCGAUGAAGAUUCCUUCAAACAUCUUCUGGAGGCACAGUGAUGAGUGGGGACGUGAUCCAUUGCUUCAGUAUCGGUUCCUUCCCUUUGAACAUUUGAAGGGCACUCUUGGGAAAGGCAUACGCGCUGUUUUCUUGACCUUUCUUUUUUAUGGGAACAUCGCCGCUGUGGUGAUGCCAGUAGUCCUCGUGCUGGUUUUUGCUGUUUGUCAAGAUGGAGUUCAUGCAGCUGUCAGAGCAGACUUGCUUCGGCGGGAUGCUGGACAACAUCACUACCUGUUGGAUUUCAUCGUGGCUCCUUCCUUCUUCCGCUUUUGGAGCCUUGAUUUGGAGAUGCAGAUCCUUCAAGGUGCUGCUGUGCUUUAUGUUUUCCUCGUUGGUGCCACCAUUGCGUACUGCAUGGUGCUGAGAUCCAUUCCGAGGUUGAAGCCAUUCGAGCCGUUCUUUGGCUAUGCCGAUCAUGCCAUCCGAUGCGUGACCUAUGUGCUGAUUUCCGCCUUCAUCCUCUUCGUCACAAAUACGUUGAUGUGGGUGGUCCUCGGAUCUUUGAUCCGGCCAGCCGACCUGUUGCCCUAUGCCAUCAUGGUGGGUAUGGCGGCGACAGUGACUCAAAGUAUGCUGACAAAGUUCAAGGGCAUGCAGCAGUUUUGCUCCUCCAAAAUGGUGAGUUUGCUUGACAAGGCACUUCUGGCCAUUUUCAAAGUGAUGGCGAAAGAUUUGAAGGGCCGGAACGGCUUUCUUCAAGAGGAACACGAGGCAUUUCAAAAGCUCCAGAUUGAUGUGUGGCAGAAGCUGAGAGAGAUCGAAGAAGCAGAGGAGAAGCAGAUGGCAAGCAUGGUACGGAAGGCCCAUACAAGUGACAAGGCGGAGGAGUUCUUGCGCUCGAUACGCUUGACAUCGGACGCGCCGGUACCUCGCAAGGGUUCCUCCAUGCUGCAAGUCCAGGACCGAACAGAUGGUCUUGCACAAGACAAAGAGAAGCAGGUGAAGAACUUGUCCAAAAGCUUGUCGCUGCACUCCGACACUGUCAAACUGAUCAUGAACUGCUUCGAUAGCUCUGUGGUUAUGAAGCGCCUCGAAAGUGAUAGCGCGGCCAACAGCAACAGCUCGG